This is a messenger RNA of Fusarium redolens, 615 nucleotides long. RefSeq lists its product as uncharacterized. NCBI's taxonomy places the organism in Eukaryota, Fungi, Ascomycota, Sordariomycetes, Hypocreales, Nectriaceae. Bases 115 to 513 code for a protein of 132 amino acids. The transcript has 3 exons. The record is from RefSeq and is a predicted model, not a curated record.
CAAUAAUUGAUGACAAAGUUAUGCAUACAUAUAGGGCAUGUGUCGUGUUCCGCCAGGUACCAGGCCGCGAUACAAUAGGAGUGAAAGGUAUGCUGACAGUCCAAUUGGCGAACCAUGUCCGUAUCCAUAACAUCACACAAACAAAUAGCACAUGUCAUGUUUGAGGCCGGUACAGCCCAGGAGGCGUGUACAUGGUGCAUGAUGUCCCACCUCAUAUCUUUGCUCGUUCUAGAAGGAGCAAGGGCAUCGAGGUGCGGCAGGUCUCGAUGUCGAGAAGAACCUGACGACCUAGAAGUCGGUGAUGUUUCCUCCGAGGACACAGAAGUUCCCGGCCUCGACCAUCUAAAGACUUUCGGUAUUCCAACCAGGAAUAGAAUUGUCAAAGCCAUAAGCGGCAGCAGAAUUGGAGCCAACCACCCCAGCAUCGCAUGGCUUGGGGUCGGGGUCGGGGUCGGGGUCUCAGGGCUCCCCAAGUGGGUGAUGCUAGGGCUAGACAUGACUGCUAUGGAGUGAAAGGAUGGUCCCCCACCAAGAUUCCCCACAGAGGCAAGUGACUGGGAUGUUGCGUUUGAUAUGAAUUUUACUUUAUGAACCCUCAUCUGCAAUUGAUCGAAG